AUGGCGUUCCAAAGCCUAUCUUCCGACCAAGCCGAGAACAUCGGCUAUGUGAUCCCGACGGUGGUGAUCAUGCACUUUCUCAGCGACCUCUUGAAGCACAACGGGACCUACACCGGCUUCCCCACCCUGGGCAUCGAGACGCAAACCAUGGAGAAUGCACAGCUCCGUGAG
Symbiodinium necroappetens is the source of this 171-nucleotide messenger RNA. Lineage: Eukaryota; Dinophyceae; Suessiales; Symbiodiniaceae. The record is from the annotation of a GenBank genome assembly.